Molecule: messenger RNA, 760 nt
Organism: Aspergillus uvarum CBS 121591
Lineage: Eukaryota; Fungi; Ascomycota; Eurotiomycetes; Eurotiales; Aspergillaceae
Product: ESCRT-II subunit protein VPS25
Exons: 3
Coding region: 117-695 (192 amino acids)
Biological process (GO): protein transport to vacuole involved in ubiquitin-dependent protein catabolic process via the multivesicular body sorting pathway
Cellular component (GO): ESCRT II complex
Molecular function (GO): structural molecule activity; protein homodimerization activity
Source: RefSeq, a predicted model, not a curated record
CUCAUCUACACUAAUCAUUCAAAGCUUACCAUUGCACAACGAUCGAUUCCUGCCGAAGAGGAGCAUCUAUCGCACAACCUUGCUAUAUCACACAUACAAGAACAUAUACAUAGACAAUGACGACCGCACCACCGCCUCCGCCCUUCCAAUUCCCGCCAACCUACUCCUUCCCCCCCUUCUUCACGCCGCAACCCAACAGCGCGACGCGCACCUCGCAGCUCCAGAAAUGGUCCUCCCUGAUCCAGGCGUGGUGUCGCCAUCACCGAACCUACCGCCUGGCGCUCAGCGAGGCCAUCGAGAGCCCGCUGUUCUACAACGCGGCGCUGCGGAAGCGACUGUCCAUGAAAGAUGCGCGGGAUGUGCUGGACUGGAUGGCCAAGGGGGAAGAGGAUGGCGGCGGCGGCGGCGGCGGGCAGCGAGCGGAGUGGCUGGACGGGAGCACCAAGACUGUGGCUCGCAUCUGGUGGAAGAGACCCGAGGAGUGGGCGGGCACCGUGGCGGAUUGGGUGGAGAAUACGGGGCAGAAGAAUGUGGUUCUGACGGUCUAUGAGUUGGUGGAGGGGGAGGGGACGUUGUCACAAGAAUGGCACGGUAUGGAUACGGACGUGAUGCUCAAAUGCCUCAAUGUGCUGGUAAAACGAGGCAAGGCACAGGUUUUCGGUGGCGAAGGCCAAGAAGGUGUCAAAUUCUUCUAGACGGUCAUCUGUUCGUGAUAUCUGGACGAAUUGAUUCUGAGUACAACAGGCUAUUUUCAUGCAAA